GUCCGGUGUCUUCUGGGACACAUGGUAGGUCCCAGAAGGCUCCGGGCCAUUCACAAAGCGCAGCACUUCUCGCGCAUGCGCAGUACCGCAGUCUCUGGUCAUCCCUUGUACUGUCUGCAGUCUCUGGUCAUCUCCUGUCCUAUGUCCUCAGUCUCUGGCCAUCUAUUGUACUGUGUCCGCAGUCUCUGGCCAUCUAUUGUACUGUGUCCGCAGUCUCUGGCCAUCUAUUGUACUGUGUCCGCAGUCUCUGGCCAUCUAUUGUACUGUGUCCGCAGUCUCUGGCCAUCUCCUCUACUGUGUCCGCAGUCUCUGGCCAUCUCCUCUACUGUGUCCGCAGUCUCUGGCCAUCUCCUCUACUGUGUCCGCAGUCUCUGGCCAUCUCCUCUACUGUGUCCGCAGUCUCUGGCCAUCUCCUCUACUGUGUGUCCGCAGUCUCUGGCCAUCUCCUCUACUGUGUCCGCAGUCUCUGGCCAUCUCCUCUACUGUGUCCGCAGUCUCUGGCCAUCUCUUCUACUGUGUCCGCAGUCUCUGGCCAUCUCCUCUACUGUGUCCGCAGUCUCUGGUCAUCUCCUGUACUGUGUCCGCAGUCUCUGGUCAUCCCCU
Staurois parvus is the source of this 603-nucleotide messenger RNA. NCBI's taxonomy places the organism in Eukaryota, Metazoa, Chordata, Amphibia, Anura, Ranidae. The record is from the annotation of a GenBank genome assembly.